Colletotrichum scovillei is the source of this 1155-nucleotide messenger RNA. Its product is annotated as RNA recognition domain-containing protein. Lineage: Eukaryota; Fungi; Ascomycota; Sordariomycetes; Glomerellales; Glomerellaceae. The record is from RefSeq and is a predicted model, not a curated record. Gene Ontology annotation, cellular component: U2-type catalytic step 2 spliceosome; U2-type catalytic step 1 spliceosome; Prp19 complex. Gene Ontology annotation, molecular function: U6 snRNA binding; pre-mRNA binding. The coding region runs from base 1 to 1155 and encodes 384 amino acids. The transcript has 2 exons.
AUGCCACCCCAAAUCAAACAAGACCUGAAUCGCUCAGGCUGGGAAUCGACUGAUUUCCCUUCUGUUUGCGAAAACUGUCUGCCAGAGAAUCCUUACGUCAAAAUGUUGAAAGAGGAUUAUGGCUCCGAGUGCAAAUUGUGUACGAGGCCUUUCACUGUCUUCAGCUGGAGUGCUGACCGAGCCCACGGCCGAAAGAAGCGAACAAACAUCUGCUUGACCUGCGCGCGCCUCAAAAACUGUUGCCAGGCAUGCAUGCUGGACCUUUCCUUUGGGCUUCCCAUCGUGGUUCGCGAUGCAGCCUUGAAGAUGGUAGCCCCGGGGCCAUCGUCUGACAUCAACCGCGAAUAUUUUGCGCAAAAUAACGAACUCGCCAUUGAAGAAGGUCGCGCGGGAGUCGAAGAAUACGAAAAAACGGACGAAAAGGCUAGAGAACUCCUGCGCAGAUUGGCUGCAAGUAAACCGUACUUUCGAAAGGGCCGUGCCGUCGAGAAUGCCGACGACGAGAGUCAGAAAGGCAGCUCAAGCGGUGGACUAGGUGGGAACCCAGCCGUCGGCGCCGGUGUCGGUGGUCCAGGACCUAUCCGAACCAGAGACUCGAGAGCUGCCGCAGCUCUAGGUGCGAGGUCGGGCAGGCCGAAGCAAGCUUUUCCAAGCGCUGCACAGUUGCCUCCUGGACCACAGGAUUGGAUGCCUCCGGCUGACAAGAACAUCAUGUCCCUCUUCAUCACCGGGAUCGAGGACGACCUUCCUGAGCACAAGAUCCGAGAUUUUUUCAAAACGCAUGGCAGACUCAAGAGUCUGGUUUGCUCCCAUAUGUCACACUGCGCAUUCGUCAACUACGAAACGAGAGAGGCGGCUGAGAAAGCUGCUGCAUCAUGUCAGGGUCGUGCCGUUAUUGCAGGAUGCCCGUUGCGUGUGCGAUGGGGUGUCCCCAAAGCAAUCGGGACGAUGGACAAGGAGCAGCGUUCACAGAUGCUCAUGGAUGCUCGAAGAGGGCAGGCGAACGCGCGUGGAGCGGAUGGCAGAGGUGUAAAGAGGCAGAUUGCCGGUCGCUCGGACGUAGGAAACGCCGCUCACUCCCCAACUGCACCAGUCGUUGCACCCCCGCCAGGCGCAGACGAUGGCGCCCAGUAUGUUAGUCUACAGGGCGACUAA